Molecule: messenger RNA, 1565 nt
Organism: Schistocerca americana (American grasshopper)
Lineage: Eukaryota; Metazoa; Arthropoda; Insecta; Orthoptera; Acrididae
Product: protein spaetzle 4-like
Exons: 5
Coding region: 173-1393 (406 amino acids)
Biological process (GO): regulation of Toll signaling pathway; central nervous system formation; innate immune response
Cellular component (GO): extracellular region
Molecular function (GO): Toll binding; growth factor activity
Source: RefSeq, a predicted model, not a curated record
GACGGCGGCCCGAGAGGUUCGGAAGGACGAGCGAGCAGGAAGAGCGCUCGGCCUAGCGGCGAGGAGUGGUGAGGCGCGAUGCGGAGCUGCCAGCAGCGACCCCGACCCAGACCCAGGUAGCGGCCAGCGAGCGCAGCGCCACAGCACCGCCAGACGUCGCGUCGCCACAGGGAUGGCCGCACACGGCCUGCUCCUGAUUAUUCUAAGUUGCAUUCACAUUUUACAUGCAUAUGAUGGCUAUUCGUCAUGUGCAAAACCAUACAGGACAUCUAAAUCUCAUGAACCACCAUGUGACUUUCAGAAGCAAUCAUGGUGCACAGUCCCUGGAAGUGCCUACCCCUGGCAUGCAGUUCGUCGAUUUGUCCAGGAGAACCAUGGCCUGAUGCGAAGAAUGUAUGGUGAAGAAAGACACAUUUCCGUCCUCAGAGCUGAAAUUGUGUCCAAUGAUGUGAAUUACAUGCACGACAAUGAAUGGAAGCUUGGAGAAUCGCGAAGAACAUCAUUCAGAAAUAAGGCUCCUGUGACAAGUGCCACUACAAAGGAACAGAAGCAAGAAGCUCCCUCUUCGUCUACCUCAACUGAAGCUCCUCAAGGAACAACUACAAACACUAAGAGCACUACACAGAACACAACACAGAAUCUGAAGCCAUCUCCACUAACCACUACCAAUUUUUCCUCAAAGUAUAAUACCACCCAGCAUACAACUGUAACACCUGCCAGCACACUGCUGACAACUACUGCUCAAGAUAACAGUACAAGUUUCAUUGAAGACUCUACAGAAGACAGCUUUAUGGGAUCAAGCCUUGUGCCAGAUCUUAUUACUGAUCAGAUUGAAAUUACAACUGACACAGUUAUUGUUACAAAUACUCACAUAACAACUACUGAAGGGACAACCAGUACAACAGCACAGCUACUGAAGGAGGAUGUUUCAGAAACUAUGCUUUUUCAAGAUGCACAAGCAAAGCAUAAGGAACAGCCACUGCCAGCACACAGACUUCGAGGAGUGAAUGCUUGUCCUGUGAAAGAAGAAGUUGUAGCACCUUUUUGGGCUAACAACACCCGUGGGGAAGUCCUUGCUUUAUUGAAUUUGUAUCCAUUUGAGCAAUAUGUUCACUGGGAAAAAUGCACGUAUGAGCUGAAACAAAUGUACUGUCGUGAAGGGUGUCGCUGUGAACAACAGUAUCGUCUUCACAGACUGUUGGCAUAUGACCCCAACAAUGAAUGUCGUGGAAUAUUCUCUGAUUGGUUUAAAUUUCCAUCAUGUUGUGUUUGUCGCUGCUAUGACCUGCCACCUGAAUUCCAAAUGACAUCCCGAAGUCCAAGAACCCAGCCAUCAGUCUCAAACAGCUUAGGACAGCCACCAACUCAUUGGUAUAAGAAGGAAAGUGACUAAUUUUCAUGUAGUAUAUAUGAAAAGACUUCUGCAGGGAACAACUAGUAUUUAAUUGUAUUGAAGUUAAUUUUCAAACAAUUUAAUAUUAACACCCCAAUACUGCUGCAUACCAAGCGAGAUGAGAGAUAAUUCUAUUACACUGGAUUAUUGAAGGAAAAAAAAGGAUCCAAUA